AUGUUGAAAAAUUUCAAACUUAAUAAGAGAGAUAGUGGCUCCAAAAGUAGGAUAACAUCGGCAGAUAUAUCAUCGCCUACUCAGAGUCAAGAUAGCCCGAUAAAACACAUAACAACGGUUCCUAUUAGAUACCUUUCCAACAGUACUUAUUCCUCAUCACCAAGAAAGAGCUUCAACGUUAGAAAUUCAUCAAAGGAUGUCCUAUCUGCUGAAAAGGUGGUGAAAGCUCAUCAUUCAUACAAGGCACACAGGGGCAUAGAGUUAUCCUUCUCAGAGGGAGAUUUCUUUUUCGUGGUUAACGAAGAUAAAGAGUGGUAUCAUGUUACAAAUCCGUCAACUAAUCAAAAUGGCAUAGUUCCCAAACAGUACUUUGAGGCAAUAAAUAAAACAUCACGUAUAGUGUGUAACCCAGUAUCUGUGAAUAGUAAUACUGGAAAUCUAGGCUCUUUGUAUGCCAUUGUUCUUUAUGAUUUUAAAGCUGAGAAAUCUGACGAAUUAAGUUCUUUCGUUGGCGAAAACCUUUUCAUUUGUGCCCAUCACAAUUAUGAAUGGUUUAUUGCCAAACCUAUUGGUAGAUUAGGUGGCCCAGGUUUGGUCCCCGUAGGAUUUGUCAGUAUUAUUGAUAUUUCCACUGGUUAUGCCACUGGAAACGAUGUCAUGGAUGAUAUCAAGUCAGUCAAUCUACCAACAGUACAAGAAUGGAAAAAUCACGUCGCCAAAUAUAAAGCGAGUAAUAUUGCGCUUGGAAGUGUGGAGGAACAAAAUAAUAGACUAUCAUUUGACUCUAACGAUAAAUUAAUUUCAUCACGUUCCGCUUCAAGACGUAACUCAGAAAUACCACCACUAAGUAAUUUUGAACAGAUAAUAGAUGGCUCAAUUGAUUCUUUUGGAUUAGAAAACGAUAAAUAUUACUUUGACGUUAGAUGCAUAUUGGCUAAAAAUAAGUUGAGAAAGUUAAGGCGUUAUUAUCAAGAUUUUUAUGACUUACAAGUAAAGUUAUUAGACACUUUCCCUUCAGAAUCGGGAAAAUUGAGAGAUAAGAAUGGACAAUGGACGAAGCGUAUAAUACCAUAUAUUCCUGGGCCGGUACCUUAUGUUACAGAUACGAUUACCCAAAAGAGGAAAGAAGAUCUGAACAUUUACAUUAAAGAUUUAAUAAAACUACCUGAAUACAUAUCACACUCUUCAAUGGUAAACUCUUUAUUUGAGCUCAGAGAUAAUGGUUACGAUAAUGAAGUUUUCAUUGAGAAGACUAUGGACAAUGCUAAAGCUAAUAUAUUACAAGAAGGAGCAGCUAAAAGAAUAAGCUCGCGUCAACACGACAGUACUCUAACCGGUGAUGAUCUGGGAUUAUACAAGAAGAUGUCACAAUUAUCCCUCAGCUCUUCAAGACCACAAUCAAGACCACCAAGUGUACUACCACCGCAACCAGUGGUUAAGACAAACAAGAUCAAAUUCUAUUAUAAAGAUGAUAUCUUCGCUUUGAAGUUACACGGUAAUAUAACCCUCAAUGAACUACGUUCAAAGAUAUCACCAAGAGUGGACACUGAAAAUUUUAUGUUGAAGGUGAAACUAUCUGAUGGAGACGGUGAAGAAAUAAAAUCUGAUGAACAAGUUAUAGAUGUCAUAGAAGCCAAAUUAAAGAUAAGUGUCUACGAUCUGUAG
Messenger RNA from Kazachstania africana CBS 2517, 1665 nucleotides. It is a transcript of the gene BEM1, whose product is annotated as phosphatidylinositol-3-phosphate-binding protein BEM1. The record is from RefSeq and is a predicted model, not a curated record. Gene Ontology annotation, biological process: superoxide anion generation. Gene Ontology annotation, molecular function: superoxide-generating NADPH oxidase activator activity; phosphatidylinositol binding; protein binding. The transcript has a single exon. The coding region runs from base 1 to 1665 and encodes 554 amino acids. NCBI's taxonomy places the organism in Eukaryota, Fungi, Ascomycota, Saccharomycetes, Saccharomycetales, Saccharomycetaceae.